This is a messenger RNA of Coffea eugenioides, 4015 nucleotides long. RefSeq names its product putative late blight resistance protein homolog R1A-3. Bases 20 to 3841 code for a protein of 1273 amino acids. Gene Ontology annotation, biological process: defense response to other organism. Gene Ontology annotation, molecular function: ADP binding. The transcript has a single exon. The record is from RefSeq and is a predicted model, not a curated record. Lineage: Eukaryota; Viridiplantae; Streptophyta; Magnoliopsida; Gentianales; Rubiaceae.
CAGAAACCUGAAGUUUGAGAUGGCUUCUAGUUCCAUUAAUUCAGUCUUAGACAACAUCAAGCCUUUGUUAGAUAAUAUAGACGACUUGGCAAAUAUAGAUCCAGAGUUGGUGAAGAAAGAGAAGUAUAAUGAGGGGCUGAAAAUUGUGAAGCUUGAAUCAAAACUUGUGAGAACUUUUCUUCUGUGUGCAAGAAGAUGGAGCCUCGAUGGAUGGAAGGAUGCAAGGCUUGAAGCUUUCUUGUCUAGCCUUCAAGAUGCUGUUCUCUAUCAUGCUCAGGCCUUUUGCGUUCUAACGGAGGAUGGAAUCUCCUUCAGCGAUCAUUUGGACCAAGCGAUCCUUGAUUUUAGAGCAAAAUUCAGCUCUUUUGACAUUGAAAUCAGCACGAUGUACUGCAGUUUGCGGGCUUUUGUAGUGCCAUCCAAUCUCUCUGCUUUGAUUGAUGAAGUACUAGUGGAAUUCGUUGACUCGCUGUUAGAGAAUCUGGUGGAUGUUGUCAGCCCGAUUGAAGCUUAUGAUCGAGGUUUGCAUAAGAUAAAGUUCGAAGCCCUCCAAGAGAAGUUAAAAUUUUUGAAGGAUUUUAUUCUCUUUGCAACAUGGCAAGGUGUUGAGUCUAGUCUGUUGAAAGAUCCCACGGCUGGCUUGCAAGCUGUGGCAGUCCAGGCAGCGGACCUCUCUUACAGUUGUUGGUUUGACAGACUAUUUGAUAAAAAAGAGUGUAAUGAAAUGCACUCUAUGAUUUCUGAACUGCUACAGGACAUCAAGCAUCUUCAUUCCCAGUUUCACGAGAGUUGUAUCCAGGGCUUAAGAGGUUCAAAAUUAUCGGGUUCAUUGCAGACGUUAAAUCUUGAGAAAGAUGUGUGUAUAGCUGGGGAUUUUGCUGAUUCCCUCGCAAGUAUACUUUGGGAAGUUUUAAACCACAAUACCAGCUUUGUGGUUGCAAAGCAAGAUCAAAUGCAAAUGCUCUAUGAUGGACUCAGAUUCUUGAGAACCAUUCUCAAAAAGCAGCAGGAGAAGUUCAGUGGGUUACACCAAAAAAUGAUGGAUCUUGUAGGAGCUGCAGUCAAUGAGGCUGGAAUUUUGGUUCUUUCACUUUCUGCAAAUGAAACAGAAGGAGGCCUGCCCAAGGAUGUGGAUCUUGGAUUUUCUGAUUUGCUCCAGAAGAUUAAGCUUAUUAGAUUGGUAUCGUCAACUCUCAAGUCUCCGGGGACCAAUGGGCUUGGCUUAAUAAAGUUUCUUCCAAAGAAUCUGAUGGAACUCGCAGAGCUUGAUUUCCUUGCUCAUUCAAAGGAUAAAAUCUGGACAGUCCAGAAAGAUUUUGUAUUCUUGGGAUCUGUUUUUGAGAAGAUUGCUGAGCAGCAUAACAAGCAUGAAAAGCUCAAAGCUUUCUGGAGUCAUGUUAUUGAGGUAGCAAACAAGGUAAUGUUUGUCAUUAACUCCUUUGAUCUUUCUCCUCUGUCCUUUGAUAGCAUAUUAGAAGAAUUAUUGCUUAUCAAGACUGAGGCCCUUGAGAUUGAUGAGACCUAUGGAUCUGAAGCCCAGAAAGUUGUCAAAACUUCUAAUUAUGUCUCAUCACAAGGAAUCAUCCCAGUACUGAAUAAUGGUGCAGUAGGUUUCAAAGAUGAGACAGAAAGAAUAAUUAAUCAAGUUAGGCAUGGAUCAGAGAAGUUGGACAUCGUAUCCAUUGUGGGCAUGCCAGGACUUGGCAAGACAACUUUAGCCCAACGAGUGUACAGAGAUCCUUCAAUUAUAAGAGACUUUCAUAUUCGGGCAUGGUGCAAUGUCUCUCAAGUAUAUUGCAUGAAGGAUUUGUUGCUUGAGCUUUUGCGUUGCAUUAAUCCUGAUGUUUCUAAGAAAUACUGUGACAUGGAUGAACAGGACUUGGCUCAUAAGCUUCUUAAUUCCCUGCAGAGAUAUAGGUACUUCAUUGUCUUGGAUGACAUAUGGGACAUUGAUGCAUGGAAUAUCUUGAAAAGAUCAUUUCCAGAUGAUAAAAAGAGAAGCAGAAUUCUCAUAACAAGCCGACAGUAUGAGGUGGCUUCACAAAUUGAACUUGACCGUGAACCUCACCGUCUUCGCCAAUUCACUGAUGAUGAGAGCUGGGAUUUACUACAGAAGAUGCUCUUUCCCACUGAACCUUGUCGUCCUGAACUAUGCACAAUUGGGAAGCAAAUAGCAGAAAAUUGUGGUGGGCUGCCUCUCACAGUUGUGAUUGUGGCUGGAAUUCUUGCAACAAUAGAACAAGAUGGUUGGAAACAAUUUGCAGAAAGGAUGGGUGCAAGAAAUGUUAGUCUCACAGAGCAGUCAAUGAAUAUGUUAGAGUUGAGCUAUAGGCAUGUACCUGACUACUUGAAGCCAUGCCUUCUUUAUGCUGGAGCAUUUCCACAGGGCCAAGAAAUUCCAAUUCAAAGGUUGUUGCGGUUAUGGAUUGCUGAAGGGUUUGUUAAGGAAGUUGAGCAAAAGAAAGUAGAGGAAGUGGCAGAGGACUACAUGAUGGAUCUGAUUGGCAGAAGCUUAAUUAUAGUUUCCAAACAAAGAUCCUUUGGUGGCGUUAAAAGUUGUCGAGUUCAUGAUUUGGUACGCGAGUUUUGUGCAACAAAAGCCAAAGAAGAUUUUUUUCAGUUGUUACAUGGUUAUGAGGGGCUUUUUACUUUUAGCGAGUCAUUCAAUACAAGAAGAUUGUGCAUAUACUCUAAGCAAGAGCAUUUUGAGAAGUCAAGGCUAUUCUGUCCUCAGAUACGUUGUCUAAUGUUCUUUUCUCAUGGUGAUGGAUACCCAAGAAAGUACUCCGAUAGCUUGUUCAUCUUUCAAAUCUGCAAACUUCUUAGAGUGUUAGAUUUGGGACAGGUUUUCCUAGGUGAAAAUUUUCCAACUGAAAUAGAGGUGCUUGUUGAGUUAAGGUACUUGGCAAUCCGUGGUAUGAUGCAAUCCAUCCCAUCUUCAAUAGCCAACCUCUCCAAUUUGGAAACCUUUAUUCUCGAUGUCUAUUUGGGUGAUGUUAUGUUGCCAGAGACAAUCUGGAAUAUGACGAAUUUGAGGCAUCUAUGCAUCAGUGGUAGUUCCGGAGACAUUAGCCUGGCCAAAGACGUGCAUGAAAACUUCUCCAUUCUGUAUAACUUGAGCACUUUCUCCAAUCUGUUGCUUUUCAUUGAUCCAAGCAUGGAAAAGAUAUUGAGAAAGUUCCCAAACAUUCGUAGGCUAAAAUGCGAACUUUCUGAACCGGAAGAUCCAGUUCCAGAUUGCAGUAGGAUUGUGAAAAUGAAUUUUCUAAGUCAGCUAGAAUCACUUAGUCUAUCUCUAUAUUUCACUGAACAACGAGCUAUUCAGUUUCACUUUCCAGUUAACCUCAAAAAGUUGACUCUCUCGGACUUCUCCUGGAGUAUGAUUUCCGUGAUUGAGGAACUAUCCAAUCUCGAGGUUCUCAAAUUAUUGGAUGAUAGAGCAGAUCAGGGGGACAUAUGGGACGCAAGUGAAGAGGAAGAAAUCCCAGAGGAAGAAGUCGGGGAGGAUUUCCAUGGGGAGGGAGCUGAUGAGGAGAUAAGAUGGGACAUCACAGAAGAAGUUGAAUUCCCCAAACUCAGAAUCUUAAAAUUGUCUCGCUUGAAUAUCAUCAGGUGGACAGGAUCAGGCGAUCAUUUUCCACGUCUUCAAAAAUUAAUAUUGGAGCAGUGUUGGAAAUUGAAAGAAAUUCCUUCUUGUUUGGGGUCUAAUUCACCUCUAGAAAUGAUUGAGAUUCGCUGGUGUCCGCCUUCUGUUGUAAGCUUAGCAGAGGAGGUUAAGGAAGGACAGGAGGAAAUGGGAUACGAGGACCUGCAGAUUCUCAUCUCAGCCAAAGCAGAAUAGCAUAGUAUCACAUUUUCAUUUUUCAAGUGUACCUCACAUUACAUGUUAACUGGAAAAAUCAUUCUAUCAAGUCAAUUCGUCCGAAAUGCAUUAUAAAAUCAGAUCAUCUUUUCAUUGUAAUCUACCUUUCUCAAUCUUUUUCUGCAACAAAAGUGUAGGAUUAUUGCUGAAUUG